UAAAAGAAGCAAAGCAUGCGAGCUGGGUUUGUCAAGUCACCCUUGUCAGAAACUAAGCUGACAGGCGACAUCUUUGAGCUGUACUGUGAUGUGGUAGGGAACCCCACACCAGAGAUCCAGUGGUGGUAUGCUGAGGUCAACAGGGGCGACUCGUUCAUACAGCUGUGGGAUGGUGCUCGGAAACGGCGGGUUUCAAUAAAUACAGCUUACGGCAGCAAUGGAGUGAGUGUGCUGCGUGUCACUAGGUUGGCUCUAGAAGAUACGGGGACUUACGAGUGCAGGGCCAGCAACGACCCCAGGCGGAACGACCUCCGACAAAAUCCAGCCAUUACCUGGAUACGAGCCCAAGCCACUGUUGCCAUCCUACCAAAGCCAAAGAUCACAACAUCUGAAGACAUCGUUUUAAAACACGGAAGUCCACCUAUCGUCCUCUAUUGUAACCUGACCAUGGCACCAAUUCUCAGCAAUGGCAGUUAUUGGAUCAAAGAUGGAGAAGAAAUUGCUGGGACCAGGAAUUCUUCCGGUGCAAACAGCACAGAGUACAAAAUUAACAAACCUAGAACUGAGAGUUCUGGAGAGUAUCACUGCAUCUUCAUGUUUGACAAUUCGCCUUCAGCCAACGCCUCCAUUGAAAUCAAAGCACUUCCUGAAAUUGCUGGUCAUAAGAGGAGUGAGAAUAAGAAUGAGGGUCAAAGUGCUCUCAUGUAUUGCAAGUCUGUAGGUUAUCCACAUCCUGUUUGGACCUGGCACAAGAAGGUGGACAAUGAAUUUAUGGAACUAAAUAAUGCCAGUGGUCGCUAUUUCAUCACAAACAAAGACAACUACACAGAGCUGAUUAUUGAGAACCUGCACAUUCAGGAUGACCCAGGCGAAUACUUGUGUAACGCUUCAAAUUACAUUGGACACACCUCUGUUGUCACUAUUCUGCGAGUCCGUAGCCAUCUGGCACCACUGUGGCCCUUCCUAGGGGUUGUUGCAGAAAUCUUAAUUCUGGUCAUCAUUAUUGUCAUAUAUGAGAAACGAAAGAGACCAGAUGAAGUCCCUGACGAUGACGAGCCAGUUUCUGGACCAAUGAAAACUAAUUCGACAAACAAUCAUAAAGACAAGAACUUGCGACAGAGAAACACCAACUAAUCCUUGGUUAUCAGAACUUUGAAUUUCUGAAGAUCAUUAUCAAAUAGCAUGGCUGUCAGUCAAGGACUCUGGAGAUUGUUGGUCUGAAUGGAUGGGUUUCGACCUUCCCACUGUCUAAGCAGGAAUAAGAUGGCUGUGUAAAGCAUGUUUUGCCUUAUUCAAUCUCUUCUGAAGAAUAAAGUAUUAAAAAGAUCGCUUUGCAAAUUUAUUUCUGAUUAUUUCAAAUCGAUAGGGUGUACUUUGAGUGCUUGAUAUACUAUUUAUUGAUGCUUGAUUGUCUUCCGCCACCCUGUCUGCCACCCCUUCCUCUUCCUGCGACUCUCUGUUUAUGUGGAUGCAUGCGAGGUUUAUUAUUUCUUGUGUGCUCAUUCAUACACUGUUCAUCACGUGGCACUCCUAACUCCAUGAUUCUUUUCAUUCUCUCCUGGAACAUUUGCUAAAUAACUGCAUCACUCAUAUGGUAUUUGAUUUGAAUUUGUAUAUAUUACAAAUGUUAGUGUCCAGCAAAUCAGAAGCAUAUUAAUAAAUGAUGUAUUGCACUGAUCUGGUAGAGGUUAAAGCUAAAGUAUAUAUAUCUCUUCCACUGCCAUUUCAUGAGCCCUGUUCUUGAUGUCACAUUCUAGCACACUUAUUGCAUGGUAGUUUCCUAUGCAAGCUUGAACAAGCAAUUAAUUAUCUGUCUCCUUUUCUCCUUUCAAAUUACUGUUCUGAGAUCCACCCUGUGUUUUGUUUGGACACUAAUAAAACUUUAAUGUUGUGACUUUCUUUCAAAUGUAAUUUUGGAUGUGUAAAUGCAUGAGAUUGCACAUUUACCUGUGGUUAUUAUCAUUAACUCCAUGUACAGUAUGUUGACCCACUGAUUUUUAAAAAUAAACAAUGACAUUGAAAA
This is a messenger RNA of Stegostoma tigrinum, 2023 nucleotides long. It is a transcript of the gene nptnb, whose product is annotated as neuroplastin b. Gene Ontology annotation, biological process: homophilic cell-cell adhesion; synapse organization. The transcript has 9 exons. Gene Ontology annotation, molecular function: axon guidance receptor activity. Bases 16 to 1134 code for a protein of 372 amino acids. The record is from RefSeq and is a predicted model, not a curated record. Lineage: Eukaryota; Metazoa; Chordata; Chondrichthyes; Orectolobiformes; Stegostomatidae. Gene Ontology annotation, cellular component: neuronal cell body; plasma membrane; axon.